Messenger RNA from Clonostachys rhizophaga, 927 nucleotides. NCBI's taxonomy places the organism in Eukaryota, Fungi, Ascomycota, Sordariomycetes, Hypocreales, Bionectriaceae. The record is from the annotation of a GenBank genome assembly.
AUGGACCCCGUUAGCAUUUUCGGAGCUGUGGCUGGAUGUGUCCAGCUGUUGGAUGCAUCAAUCAAAACCUCCAAAAAGUGUCGUUCGCUAAUCAGCACCUUCCGCCACGCCGAAGAGUCCAUCGAGCAUCUGGAUCGAGCAAUGGACGAAGCCGAAAAACUCAUGAUUGACCUACAUACAUUUGCAAUGGCUGCUCAACAAAUCCCCCCCGAUCAAAUAAAUCAAUAUGGCCAUGUUCUAACAAGUUCCCUUGGCCAAAUCGCUUGGAAUUAUUCGAACGAUUUGAAGUGUCUAGCUAAUCUGCUACCUUCGCCGUCUUCUAUAAGUUUCAAGGGAAGGUUCAACUUCUGUCGGGACCAAAAAGGGAUCAACAAUAUCAUACUUCGACUGGAGCAGCGAAAGACUGCAGCCACUUUGGCGCUGGGGGUACUUGGACGAGUUGAAGACUUAAAAAAACAUGCUAUAAGUCUAGAACUCGAAAAGAGCAUGCGGGAAUUGUGUUUAGAACAGUCACGUCUAUCGGAAGAGUUAGCGAGGACUGUGGUUGCUGGCACAGAGCAGGGUAGAAAGACCGCGUCAACACUUCUCCAAAUCCAGAGAGAUGUGGAAUUAUGUAGCACAGAACUCCAAACCUCUCUUGCCUCCAUGGAAACAAUAGCAGCAACUCGCUACAGUCAGCUCGCCACCAAAUCACAGAUUACAACGAUCGCAGCCAGCAGUGUGAAUCAACUUGGAAAAAUUGUCAGGUUGGAACUGAAGAGACAACUCGAGCCGUUGAGAAGUCGAUUGGACAUCACUGAUAAGAUGAUUGACGAGCUUGCUACAGAGGUUGCCACUCAUUCACGCGACCAGAACGUUUUUGAAAGCCACAAGCCCAAACAAGGGACUCAGAGACAUUCACCAGACCAGAGUUUAGAGAAUACUUAG